Messenger RNA from Lachancea fermentati, 3882 nucleotides. Lineage: Eukaryota; Fungi; Ascomycota; Saccharomycetes; Saccharomycetales; Saccharomycetaceae. The record is from the annotation of a GenBank genome assembly.
AUGUUAAGAUAUAGUAGACUUUAUAAGAAGUCUAAUCCAUUAUGCACUCUCGUGCGAACACAAAGGAGCCUCUCCAGUGUCACAAAGCUAUUAAAGCCCGCAACCUCGAUGUCAUCCACGGCUUUGGGAAGCUCUUCUAGGGGCGGUGACAUGGUUUUCCCAAGGCCACCCCAAGUUCUGCUUUCUACAAAGUUUGAGCCUUUUGAUCGUUCCUACGCAGUCAAUAACGCAUCUGAAUCGAAGGAUUUAAUGAAUCUGUGGUCUCUACUAGAAGCAUGUCUGCAUUCACGCUACAUUGAUCGAGCAUUUUCCAUAUUGAAAUCACUCUAUAGCGUGAAAUCACACAGAUCUUAUUUUAUUGAUGACUAUAACAAAUUCCUGAUGGUAUACGCGGACACGCAGCGCGAUAUGAAGGAACUAGAUAAGAAACUAUUCGAAGAUCUGCAGAUAACUUUCCCCGCAUGUGAAUAUAAUGAUAAAACCCUUGCCAUACUCAUCCAUUAUGCAUUAAAAUACCUGGAUGAUACACAUUCAAUCACUAAGCAUUGUCAGACUUACUUCAAAAUGAACACCAACGGUGUCAGAAGCAUACUAAGUAACGUUGAGGUUCUUACAAUUCAAGACUACAAGCGUCUUGUAAAUGACUUCGAGCUGGUUGAUCUGCAAGAGCUCCCUGCUGAAAUAAAACCGUUAGUCCAUACUCCAAAGUCUCUAUCGGAUUCUUUAGAGUCCGUGUCGACAAGCGAAGAACAACCUAGCUCGCCUGCAAUGCAAAAGCCAUCUACCGAAAUCAGCCUAGAUUCCGAUAUUAAUCCGUUACCUAAGGACGUCGGUGAAUUGUUAGCGGUUGAUACUAUUGGUAUGAAGGUGGUUAGACAUACUCUACUUGGUUUGUCUCUCACCGAGCAACAAAAGGAACAAAUUAGGUCUUUCAACUUCGAUACGACUGCUAAUCUUUUGAAUUUUGACAAAGAUAAGGAGAAUAUCGAUUUCUUUGCUAUUUACAAAACUCUCAAGACUGAAGAGGAAAAGGAGCGGUUUGCCAAAGCGUUGGACGAGUUUAAUCAAGAGAGACAACACCAAUUGGAAAAUAGAGCAACGGAUGCCGCGAAGGAACGUUGGAAGCACGAUUUUGAAGAAGCAAAGGCCAGAGGUGAUCUCUCCAUUCAAAAAAAAUUGAAUGUUAAGCUUUGGGAAUGGUACAAUCAAAUGCUCCCACUCGUUAAAGAGGAAGUUAGUCGCUGUUCUCAAGUAAUGGAAAAUACGUCGGAAACCGAUGACUUGAACGCUCAGGAACGUAGGCAGAACAAAGCUAGAAUGGAUUACGGUCCUUAUUUGACUUUGGUCAACCCUGAAAAGAUGUGUGUCAUUACAAUUUUAGAAUUGCUCAAAUUGAACUCUACUGGUGGUAUUAUUGAAGGAAUGAGAACAGCUAGAGCGGUUAUUUCCGUCGGCAAAGCUAUUGAGAUGGAAUUCAGAGCAGAGCAGUUACUGAAGAGUGAGUCACGCGUCUUUAAAGACAUCAAUAAGAAAUCACACGAGUUCAAAAUGCUCGUUCAGAAUGCAAGGGCCACCUUCAGAUCGAUGAAAAUAGAAUCGUCGAAAAUUUUAUGGCCUCAAGAGGCGCGUGCAAAGAUUGGUUCUAUCUUGAUCUCCAUGUUGAUACAUGUUGCAAAAGUCCGAGUGGAGGGAGUAGACCCUGUGACAAAUGAAAAGAUUCACGGCGAAGCGCCCGCGUUUUCGCAUGGCUAUCAAUAUCAUAAUGGCUCAAAACUUGGAGUUCUGAAGAUCCAUAGAACUUUGGUUCAUCAGUUGAACGGUGAACGGUUAGUUGCUGCAGUUCAGCCACAGCUUUUGCCAAUGCUUGUGAAACCUAGGCCUUGGAAAAGUUGGAAUUCAGGAGGUUAUUACUAUACCCAAUCAUCAUUAAUCCGGUCAAAAGAUUCUCCGGAACAAGUUGCCUAUUUGAAGGCCGUUUCCGAUACGGGUGUUAUCGAUAAAGUUUAUCAGGGUUUAAAUGUUUUGGGUGAAACUGCUUGGACUAUCAACAGAAGAGUUUUCGAUGUAAUGUCAGACGUUUGGAAUAGCGGCAAGCCAUUUUUGGAAAUUCCUGGAAUUCAAGACAAAUUAGUUUUAACACCUCAACCUCCUCGGGAAUCCGAUCCUUCGGUACAUAGAGAGUGGAAAUUGAAGAACAAGGAACUUGCAAAUGCGUUUUCAAGUAAUAGGUCAGCUAGAUGUGAUGCAAACUACAAGUUAGAGAUUGCGAGGGCUUUCCUGGGUGAAAAAUUUUAUUUUCCUCACAAUCUCGAUUUUAGAGGUCGCGCUUAUCCUCUCUCUCCACAUUUUAAUCAUUUAGGAAACGACAUGAGCAGAGGCCUUUUAAUUUUCUGGGAAGGCAAAAAACUGGGACCUACCGGUGUCAAGUGGUUAAAAGUGCACUUGUCAAAUUUAUUUGGCUUUGAUAAAGCAUCCCUGGAAGACAGGGUCGGUUUUACCGAAAGUCAUAUCGAGGACAUUAAGGAUUCUGCCCAAAAUCCUCUAGAUGGGAAUGGAUGGUGGAAACAAGCAGAUAAACCAUGGCAGGCGCUGGCUACCUGUAUCGAAUUGAAUGAAAUGCUCAAGAUGGAAAACCCUGAAGAAUACGUAUCUCAUCAGCCGGUGCAUCAGGACGGGACUUGUAAUGGCUUACAGCAUUAUGCAGCUCUGGGAGGUGAUAUAGAAGGUGCUACUCAAGUGAAUUUAGUACCUAGUGACCGUCCGCAAGAUGUUUAUUCGCAUGUUGCAAAAUUGGUAGUGGCACGUUUGGAGAAAGCUGCUAGGAACGGUGACGAAACUGCCGGCUUACUGAAGGAUAAGAUUAAGAGAAAGGUUGUAAAACAAACGGUUAUGACGAACGUUUAUGGAGUCACGUACAUUGGAGCGACACAUCAAAUUGAUAAGCAGUUAUCUAAUGUGUUUGAAGAUCAUAAACAGUCAUAUGAAUUAUCCAAAUACUUAACAAAGCACGUGUUUGCCUCGGUAAGAGAAUUGUUUGAAGGUGCGCAUCUAAUACAAGAUUGGCUAGGCGAGUGCGCAAAAAGAAUUUCGAAAUCGAUCAGAGUGGACGUCGAUGAGAAAUCGUUCAAAAAUGGAAACAAACCUGAUUUCAUGUCAUCAGUUAUUUGGACAACACCUUUGGGGCUACCUAUUGUUCAGCCAUAUCGGGAGAAUUGUAAAAAGCAGGUUGCUACAAAUCUUCAAACCGUUUUUAUCAGUGAUCCUUUUGCAGUAAAUCCUAUAAACGCCAGACGUCAAAAGGCUGGAUUUCCCCCUAAUUUCAUUCAUUCCUUAGAUGCUUCUCACAUGCUUUUAUCCGCAGUAGAGUGUGGUUCAAACGGUUUGGACUUUGCUGCAGUACACGACUCUUAUUGGACUCAUGCUUGUGAUGUGGACAAGAUGAAUGUCUUUUUAAGAGAACAAUUUAUCAAGCUCCAUGAGGUUGAUCUAAUAGAGCGGUUGAAAAAUGAAUUCGAUCAACGUUAUAAGAACUAUCUUCAGAUCUUGAAGAUUGAUAAAAAAUCUGAUCUUGCGAGGUCAGUUAUGGAACUUAGAAAACAGCUGUCUAAAGAUUUGGGGAGACCCAUUACUUUGGCCGAUGAAAUUUACAUGGAGAAAAAAAGAAUUCAACUUCUGGAAUCGGAAGACCCUGAGGAACAAGCGAAGGGUAAGAGCAUGGUCACUACUGUUUCAAUUGUGGGGUCUUCACAAGACAAUUUAAUAGAGAAGAGUAAAGACGGUUCCUGUACAUUGGUUUUGGCUCCUUUGACGCUACCUCAGAUUCCUCCAAAGGGAGAUUUUGACGUGAAGGAGUUGAAAAAUAGUAAGUACUUCUUCUCAUAA